GCUUCGGCCCAGGAUACCACCAUGGAUCAGGAAGAGGGUCUGAAGGCCUUGGACAAUAUUGUCACUCAGUUCAACACCUAUGAAGAUUUCCUGGACUCGCAGAUCACUACUGUGGACUUGUACUACCUGGAGGAUGAAACCCUGGCCCGCCAGUUGGUGGAGCUAGGCUACCGAGGGACUGGAGAGAGAGUGAAAAGGGAAGAUUUUGAAGCAAGGAAAGCAGCUAUAGAGAUUUCAAGGCUGGCUGAAAGAGCUCAGCAAAAGACACUAACAAGUGCUGGUAAAGACCUACAAGAUAAUUUUCUGAUGGCCCUGGCAAUGAGAGAAGAAGACAAUCGCAAUGGAAAACUGAGUUCCGUGAUCUUUAUUCGUGACAGAAAUUCUUAUGGUCAAGAGAUAUCAGGAUACAUCGACUAUGCCCACAGGCUAAAGACAGAAGAUUUUGAAGUCUACUUUAGUGGGAAAAAAAGACUUCUUCCAAGGACUACAGAUAUAAGCUUUUACAACUGGGACGCUGAUAUUGCUGUUUGUAAUUCAAGUCCCAACUAUCAAGUGAUUGCCGAUAAUCCAGAAGGCUUACUUUUCAGAUACAAAAGAGACAGAAAAAUUCUCAAUGUGGACCCAAAGAUUCAUGACAUCAGGAGGUGAGAGUCUACAGGAAUAACAGACCAGACACAAGUUUUGUUUCUACUGUCUUUCUCCUCUUCUGUGUGAAGCCCUGACUUCUACAAAAGCCUAAAAUUUCCACACUGCAAACUCACCAAUAUUGAUGCUGGGCCUCUCUCAAAUAGAGACAAGACUAUUUUAAUUUUCCAAAGAAGUGAUUUAGGAAGAUGUAACUUCUGUGGGAGUUUGGAACUGGACAAUGUUUCUUCUUGAAAUGUUUGGCUUAUUUUUAUAAACAAAUUAAAAGUGAAAGAAUUUCUCUACCCCCAACCUUCCCAUUGCUUUGAUUAUGUGUUUGGUUGCUAAAUAGCAACCCCAGUCUACAGUAUUUCACUUAAAGAAAAACUUCAGCGACUUAUCCCAGCUGAACAAUCAAAAUAUACCACACUGUUCCAUCAAGCCUAGAUUAAAGAUAAUUAUGAAUAAUACAAAGACUAUUUUACACUUCCUCCUCUACCACAAAGUUAAGCAUUCAAUCAGCUCAUAAAUUACCAGAUCAAAUAUUACAACCAAGUCAAAAAAAGAUUAAAUCAUUAAGUUGUAGAUGAAUGACUAGCUAAAUGCCAAUACCCUUUGAAAAAAAUUUUAAAACGUCUUUCAUUCUA
Molecule: messenger RNA, 1271 nt
Organism: Cercocebus atys (sooty mangabey)
Lineage: Eukaryota; Metazoa; Chordata; Mammalia; Primates; Cercopithecidae
Gene: CFAP299
Product: chromosome unknown open reading frame, human C4orf22
Exons: 6
Coding region: 22-648 (208 amino acids)
Source: RefSeq, a predicted model, not a curated record